GGUCCUAAUGUGUUGUCAUGGCAAACGUAGUAACAGGAAAUACAUAGACUACAUUGUCCCUCAGGGACUAUGUCAGUACUGCUACCAAUGUAUAAAUUGAAGGUGAGCAGCUAGGACUGAGCUGUUAUGCUCCUUAAUUUGACCAGAUUUAGUCAGCUUGAUGUUAAAUUGCAAACUUCCUGAUAAAUAUAUUAAAACACCACAAAAUCCAACUGAAAUUCAAGGAAAAGAAACACUGUGGUGUUACCAUUAACUGGCCAAGGGAGUAGUACUAGUUUAAUCUGGCUAUAAGUCUUAAAACCUCCUGUGUAAGAUACUUAGACCUAUUCAUAGACAUUCAGUCUGUAUCACUACUCGUGCAGUAACAACAUUAAAAACAGCACAGUUCAAGAAGAAGGGCCAGACUUAAAAAUCUGGAAUUACUAGGCUAAAUUGUUUGCUCUGGGAUAGUCAAUAAUUUUUUCCCCAACUACAACUGACAAAAUGUGGAAAGAGUUAAAGAAAAACCAGCUAGUGAAGUACGGUGCUGUGGCUACAGUGACAACCAUCAUGCCGUUUGUCUCUAAACCAGGCUAUGUUUUGCUACGAAAGUGGGUUGCCGGUGGAAUAUGCCGCAGCUGUGUCAAACUGCAUGGAAAAACAGUGGUUGUCACUGGUGCCAACACUGGGAUCGGCAAGGAGACAGCCAGAGAUAUGGCCAUGAGAGGAGCUCGUGUGAUCUUGGCUUGCCGAAACCUCACCCGGGGAGAGUCGGCUGCAGCGGAGAUCCGCAGUUCCACAGGAAAUUGUAAUGUGAUUGUGCGACAACUGGACCUGGCCUCCCUUGGGUCGGUACGACAGUUUUCCCAGGAAUUCCUUGCCACAGAGACCCGUCUGGACAUUCUAAUAAACAAUGCUGGUAUAAUGCUGUGUCCCAAAAUUCUCACAGUGGAUGGUUAUGAGAGUCAAUUGGCUGUCAAUCACCUCGGUCACUUUCUACUGACCAAUCUGCUCCUGGACAUGCUGAAAGCUUCCAGCCCUAGUCGCGUUGUCAAUGUGUCUAGCAUUGCUCAUCAAGGUGGGAAAAUCCACUUUGAUGACCUUAACUUUGAUAAGAAGAGGUACAACCCAGUAACUGCCUACAAGCAGAGCAAACUGGCAAACCUCCUCUUUUCUAGGGAGCUGGCACGUCGGACCAAAGAGCUGUGGCGCUUCUCGCAGUCAAAGUACCCCACACUAAGUGCAGCGCUGUCGGCCCCUGCCUGGCUACUGAUGAAGACCCCCAGGCAGGGGGCCCAGACCACCAUCUACUGCGCUGUUACUGAGGGGCUGGAGGACAAGAGUGGCUGCUACUUCAGUGACUGUCAGGUGAAGGACCCAUCUCCUGAGGGGAGAGAUGAUCUUGCAGCACUGAGACUAUGGGGUGUCAGCACCGAGCUAGUGGGACUGAAAAAGAACAGCUGAUCAACUCGUCCUGUAACACACUGCCAACACACCUGCCAGAGCCACUUGGAUUGCUGCCUUUUAAUAUUCUUUUGACUUUUUAAAGUUAACUUUCAUAGCUUUCAUAUGAGAAGAGUUAUUACAGUAUAAUAUAUCCCUCUAUUGUAAGAAAUGUUUAUGUUUUUCCUUCAGGAUUGUAUUGCACUGCAGUUCAUCCUCAUUACAAAAUUAUUGUUGUAAACAUCAUGCUGAUAAAUUGACUGA
This is a messenger RNA of Esox lucius (northern pike), 1686 nucleotides long. RefSeq names its product retinol-DH_like_SDR_c domain-containing protein (gene crdh). NCBI's taxonomy places the organism in Eukaryota, Metazoa, Chordata, Actinopteri, Esociformes, Esocidae. The coding region runs from base 484 to 1443 and encodes 319 amino acids. The record is from RefSeq and is a predicted model, not a curated record. The transcript has 7 exons.